Molecule: messenger RNA, 294 nt
Organism: Trichomonas vaginalis G3
Lineage: Eukaryota; Parabasalia; Trichomonadida; Trichomonadidae
Exons: 1
Coding region: 1-294 (97 amino acids)
Source: RefSeq, a predicted model, not a curated record
AUGAAUAUAACUCCUAAAAAAUCCCCAUCUAUAUUGAGAUCAAAACAUACUUUAUCGUCUAACAAAAGCGGUUUAUUUCUCAAUAGUGAGGCUGGUUUUGAUAGAGAAGAAAGAAUUACAAUUGAAGAAGAAGAAUUAUUACGUAACCUAGCAGAAUUUCAUAAAAAAGUCGAAGAAUAUGAAGAAGACUGCAAAGAGUUGCAGGAAGACGCCAUUGUUACAUAUGAUAUUUCAGAGAGUUUGAAUUUCAUCACACAACAACUAGAUGAUUACGCUAACAGUAUGCAUGCAUGA